AUGAAGAACCUUGGCGUCGAAUCUGCUAGUAUUUAUGAAUAUCACCCUGCGAUAACACGUCGAAGCUGUCUGGCCAGUCUUAUUGCAAUAUGUCUUUAUUCUGGAACCACAGUAUGUAGCGGUCUUCUUGUAGAGAAUGAUCCACCUCAGCUCCUACUUGCGCAAAAUCUCGCAACCAUCUCAUUCUCAAAUGAAUGGCAGCUACUUGGCCCUUUCCAAUGUGGUACCCGAGAGGCUGUCUGGGGGUCCGAUCCCUUGGAAUCUCAUGGUGGUUUUCAUAGCCUUUCUUUUGAUACAAAUGCAAGCUUCAACAGCGCGCUAGCAGUCAAUGGGAGCGUCAAAUGGAAAACAGCCCGAGCUCUCACACAAAACUUUGCUCCAGAGCAAGCUAGAGCGGAGCUCCAUGUGAGUUUUCCAGAAAUAGACUGGAACUUCACGCGAGCUGUCUAUGGAUGGUCUGCUCUACAAUAUCAGGCCUGGGCGCGCGGAUCGUUGAAUAUUAGCCAUUGGGCGCCUCAGUCUGUGGCAAUGUUCACAAGCGGGCUCCUUGAGAUUGUGAUUGAUGGCAAGCGGCAUUUCGGAGGAGAUUUUUAUGACUAUGGCACAGUACCCAUCAUUCUUGAUUUAAGUCCAGGUGACCAUGUGGUUGAACUGCGGCUUAUUCGCGAUGUUCGAGCUUCGGGCGCGAUAGGAGAGCCCACGAUCGUAGUGUCGCUUGCCGCGGAAAUACGUAAUGAACCUCUUAGUGUCGAUAAAGAAAGUCUGCUGCUGCCCGACAUGUGCCGUGGCAAGCUCGGCACACCGUGGGCAUCAAUCAACCUACAUAAUAACAUCGCGGAUCGGAUUGAGGUCCUUGCCAUCAGCUCAAUUGGUGUUGGUGUCAAUUCUCUAGCUCUUUGGAAGAUACGAAAGAAGAGUGACACGUACUUAGGGCCGCCGGCAUAG
Messenger RNA from Aspergillus viridinutans, 945 nucleotides. RefSeq lists its product as uncharacterized. The transcript has 2 exons. The record is from RefSeq and is a predicted model, not a curated record. The coding region runs from base 1 to 945 and encodes 314 amino acids. Lineage: Eukaryota; Fungi; Ascomycota; Eurotiomycetes; Eurotiales; Aspergillaceae.